Molecule: messenger RNA, 1381 nt
Organism: Tupaia belangeri chinensis (Chinese tree shrew)
Lineage: Eukaryota; Metazoa; Chordata; Mammalia; Scandentia; Tupaiidae
Gene: BOLL
Product: boule RNA binding protein
Exons: 11
Coding region: 593-1081 (162 amino acids)
Molecular function (GO): protein binding
Source: RefSeq, a predicted model, not a curated record
ACUGCUGCUGGCGGCUUUGCGGGGCAAAAUUUCUCGCUGGCUAGCCUUCUUUUCCCUCCCGCACUUUGGUGGGGAGGGGGUGGACCCUCGUGUCAGUGCCCAAGUUCACGAUGACCCGAGAGAACCCGAGGAAGCUGUCGCUGGGGCCAUUUCCCCCAGCGCCUCGACUUGCUGGCCCCGGAGGGGAAGGAGCACCGAGGCCGUGACUGCGACGGUUAGCCCGCCCUCUUGCUGUCGCCUUCUUUGCCAACAAACAUCAAAUCAGACUCAAACAGAUUCAUUAUCUCCAUCCCCUAAUCCUGUGUCACCUGUGCCUUUGAAUAACCCAGCAAGUGCCCCAAGAUACGGAACGGUGAUCCCAAAUCGCAUCUUUGUAGGAGGAAUUGACUUUAAGUAUGGGUCUGUAAAAGAAGUGAAGAUUGUAAAUGACAGAGCUGGAGUCUCUAAAGGGUAUGGCUUCAUCACUCUUGAAACACAAGAAGAUGCACAAAAGAUUUUACAAGAGGCUGAAAAACUUAAUUAUAAGGAUAAGAAACUGAACAUUGGUCCAGCAAUAAGAAAACAACAAGUAGGGAUCCCUCGUUCUAGUAUAAUGCCAGCAGCUGGAACAAUGUAUCUCACAACUUCAACUGGAUAUCCUUACACUUAUCAUAAUGGUGUUGCUUAUUUUCAUACUCCAGAGGUAACUUCUGUUCCCCCACCUUGGCCUUCACGCUCUAUAUCUAGUUCCCCUGUGAUGGUAGCUCAGCCUGUUUAUCAGCAGCCUGCAUAUCACUACCAGGCCCCUGCACAGUGUCUACCAGGACAAUGGCAGUGGGGUGUUCCUCAGUCUUCUGCCUCUUCUGCUCCAUUUUUAUACCUGCAACCUUCCGAGGUUAUUUAUCAACCAGUGGAAAUUUCACAAGAUAGUGGGUGUAUUCCUCCUCCACUAUCUUUAAUGGAAACUUCCAUUCCAGAGCCUUACUCUGAUCAUGGAGUUCAAGCAACAUACCAUCAGGUUUAUGCUCCAAGUGCCAUUGCUAUGCCUGCUCCUGUGAUGCAGCCUGAACCAAUUAAAACAGUGUGGAGCAUCCAUUAUUAAGACAGUUGGGCAGCUCUAGUCCAGCUCAACUGAUUUCUUGUCCAAUGAUCCUUGUGUGGCCGAGAUCCAGCUUCAACGAACCGGCUAGAAGCUGCCCAUUGUGAAACUUAGGGUUAGUUAAUACAUCAUCAUACUUAAUUAUUCCACUAUAAACUGUCUAAAUUUGGUGAAAUUUGCUUUUUCAGUUGCUCUACAAAAGUAUAGGUGUGGCAUGUUGGUGUUUUUAUGUGUUUACCUAACUGUAGUAACAUUUUUUACAACAUGUUUUUUAUCCAUUCCAUAAAUAAUAACUACACUGGG